This is a messenger RNA of Entrophospora sp. SA101, 387 nucleotides long. The record is from the annotation of a GenBank genome assembly. Lineage: Eukaryota; Fungi; Glomeromycota; Glomeromycetes; Entrophosporales; Entrophosporaceae.
AUGGAUGAUAGACCUUUUCCUCCUGGCUGGACUAGUCAAUGGGAACCUAAUGCUGGAAGAUACAACAAAAGAACCACCAAACCACCAGUAAGUACUUGGGAAGACCCAAGACCUUCAUAUUAUGCAAAUCUUGAUUACCCAGCGCAAAUACCAACAGCUGUUACUUCCACAGAAUCAAAACACGAUCAUAAACCUACCGGUUCAUCUUAUCCUGCACAAGGCAAAUCAAAGAAGCUUGGUGGAUUGGCUUUAGGUGGAUUAGGUGGUAUUUGGGAAAAGCCAUACACAAGGGAUUUGGUUUUAAGGGAAUGGGAAUGGGUGGUGGCUUUAAGGGAGGUUUUAAAGGAGGUUGGAAAUGAAGUUUUAAAAGUUGAAAUUAAUAAUUAA